Messenger RNA from Polypterus senegalus (gray bichir), 849 nucleotides. It is a transcript of the gene zfand1, whose product is annotated as zinc finger, AN1-type domain 1. The coding region runs from base 14 to 826 and encodes 270 amino acids. The transcript is spliced from 8 exons. NCBI's taxonomy places the organism in Eukaryota, Metazoa, Chordata, Cladistia, Polypteriformes, Polypteridae. The record is from RefSeq and is a predicted model, not a curated record. Gene Ontology annotation, biological process: cytoplasmic stress granule disassembly. Gene Ontology annotation, cellular component: cytoplasm; cytoplasmic stress granule. Gene Ontology annotation, molecular function: zinc ion binding.
GGUCAAAGACGUCAUGGCGGAGCUGGACAUAGGAAAGCACUGCAGCGUUCGCGAAUGUAACUUAAAAGAUUUUCUGCCGUUUGUCUGUGAUGGCUGUUCCGGAGUCUACUGUCUUGAGCACAGAAGCAGAGACUCCCAUUGCUGUUCCCAGAUAAGUGUUAAAAAGCAGUGUGUUAAGUCGGAACAAAGCACGUCGUAUCCCUGCAAUUACCAUGGAUGUUGUGGAAAAGAGCCCUUGCCCGUAGUCUGUCAGCACUGUGAGAAACACUUCUGUCUAGCCCACCGGCAUCAAGAAGAUCAUGAUUGUGAAAAGCUGCAAAUUCCUAAGCCACGUAUGGCUGCAACUCAACAGCUUGUGAAAGAAAUUUUAGAAUCAAAGAAAUCUGCCAUUCCUGGCAAAAAGAGAAAAGGAGCCAAAAACAGUGAAACAGCUGCCAAGGUUGCACUAAUGAAGCUCAAAUUGCAUGCGGUGGGAGACAAAGCCUUGCCACAGACAGAAAGAAUCUAUUUUCAGGUGUACUUACCUAAAGGAAGCCCUGAGAAGAGUAAGCCAAUGUUCUUUUCUUCGCGGUGGAGUGUUGGUAGAGUGGUGGACUACGCUGCAUCUUUGGCCGGGCUUCGAAAUAACAACAACAUUCUCACAGCAAAGAAACUGAGGCUGUGCCACCCACUUUCUGGAGAGGCACUGCCAAUGGACCAGACCUUGGAAUCCUGGAUCUCGCACACAGAGUGCCCUCUCUACACUGGAGGCAAUAUCAUUUUUGAAUAUUUGAACAAUGACAUCAAAGGACUUGAAGAUGCAGAUUCAUAUUUUAUUGAACCUUAAUAAAAAAAAAAUUAAACCAUCAA